UCUAGGUGCCCUCUGUUAGGAACUCCACUCAGCCUGUGUUUUUGGGGUUGGGGUUUGUGUACAGGGAAUGGGCGUGGAGCUUUCCUCAUCCACCUGCGGAGGAGUGGGACCUCAGACUGCGAAUCAAUAGCGCGGCAGCACCACCCCCCUGCAUUAAACUCAAACAUAGUCUUAGGAGGAUUCCCAAGUCUGCUCACCUACUGUAAGAACGAGGAAACGAGACUUGGGCUUCUUACAGCAAUACAUAGGCUGGACUGGGGCCCUGCCCUGUGGGAAGUGGGAUUGUGAGUGUGCCUUCAAGAGCCAGCCGGGCUGCUGCUGUGUGGCCAAUGAGAUGAGUAUGCUGGAGGACCACACCUUCACGCGCAUGGUGGACAAAUGGGAGCAGCUCACCUGAUUGGACAACGACAUCGAGGAAGUCACAGGCAACAAUAAGAUUACGUUUACCGUGGCGAUGACUCCUAGAUGCGACUGCUUCGGGCCCUUCACCAGCAACGUGCCAAUCCGCUACUACUUCAUCUCUCUCAACCAGGGCAACGGAUACAAUGACGCUCUGGUUACCUUCACCGCCCCCCACUCCUUCUCCAACGUGGGCGUGGACUGCGAGCGUCUCUACCACAAGGUGCAGCUGAUGAAGAACAACGAAGUGGUGGCCUCUGUGUGGGAGGACAACCGGGAGGACACGGAGGACAGCGGCACCCAGUCGGUGCUGGUGUCUCGGCGCCAGGGCGACAAGGUGUACGUGGAGCUGCUCUCUGGCAGAAGUCUGUGUGGCAACACCAAGGAGUUCAACAAGUUCAGUGGAUACCUGGUCUACCCCUUCACACAGGAGUAGAGGGGAGAGUCAUACACACAUGAACACACACGUACAGUACAUGCAUGAAUACACACACACACACACAUAAAUUCAUACAUGCAUGUGCAAAGACAUACGGAUAUGGCACGCACAAACACAUAAACACGCACACAUACAUGCAGACACAUACACAUUCUUUGUAACAGAUCAACUCACUGGCAUACUGAGCAUGACAAUACAAAUGUGAUGAAAUUAUGGAGGCAGAUAUUCAAACAUUGAUCGACAUCUAAACUCAAAUGGAAUUCUACAAAGAGCCAGAGCCUCAAAUAAAUCAUGCAAUUACAAUGUUCCAAGUGUGUCUAUUGUGUGUGUGUGUGUGUGUGUGUGUGUGUGUGUGUGUGUGUGUGUGUGUGUGUGUGUGUGUACCAUUGUAACCAAUAAUAUUCCAUGUACAGUGAAAUUCAGACAGUCUUCCUUUGAAAUAGUAUUGCUUUGAACAAAAUAAAAGCUGGUUUGUUACAUGAAGCAGGACACAUCGUGUUCUGUUUAUUGUUUUUUUAAA
Salmo salar (Atlantic salmon) is the source of this 1358-nucleotide messenger RNA. RefSeq names its product complement C1q-like protein 4. Gene Ontology annotation, biological process: maintenance of synapse structure. The record is from RefSeq and is a predicted model, not a curated record. Gene Ontology annotation, cellular component: synapse. Gene Ontology annotation, molecular function: protein binding. Lineage: Eukaryota; Metazoa; Chordata; Actinopteri; Salmoniformes; Salmonidae.